Mercenaria mercenaria is the source of this 1013-nucleotide messenger RNA. Its product is annotated as general transcription and DNA repair factor IIH helicase subunit XPB-like. Gene Ontology annotation, cellular component: transcription preinitiation complex; nucleotide-excision repair factor 3 complex; transcription factor TFIIH holo complex. The record is from RefSeq and is a predicted model, not a curated record. The transcript is spliced from 3 exons. Gene Ontology annotation, biological process: nucleotide-excision repair; transcription initiation at RNA polymerase II promoter. Lineage: Eukaryota; Metazoa; Mollusca; Bivalvia; Venerida; Veneridae. The coding region runs from base 53 to 391 and encodes 112 amino acids. Gene Ontology annotation, molecular function: 3'-5' DNA helicase activity.
UGUAGCUGAAGAAUAUAAUGCAUUUUUCUACUCGCUGGUGUCACAAGAUACAAUGGAGAUGCAGUACUCCCUCAAGCGGCAGAGAUUUCUCAUCAACCAGGGAUACAGCUAUAAAGUGAUCACAAAGCUUGCUGGAAUGGAAGAGGAGGAACUAGCAUAUACUACCAAAGAGGAACAGGCACAAGUGUUACAGAAGGUGAUAGCUGCAUCAGACCAGGAUGCUGAGGAGGAGAGAAUUGUGGGAGAAGGUUUAGGCGGGAAAUCUGUUAUGGGAAGAAAAGUUGGCAGUAUGAGUUCAAUGUCUGGAGCAGACGACAAUGUGUACAUGGAGCUGUCAAGAAAAUCAUCCAAUAAACAUAUGCAUCCAUUGUUUAAAAAGUUCAGAAAGUGAAAACAUUGGAAGUAUACACAUUUAGUGUACAUGUGGGAUAAACUGGGGUCAUUUUCAGGGACUUUGUUGUUGGCAUAUUAUAUUAUUCAGUGGCAGGAUAGUUAUUUUCCGUAGCACAAAUGCAAAUUCUAGUGUUCAUUAAUCAUCCACUUACCUCAAUAUAUCUUGACCAUCAGUGAUAUGUAUAUACAGUGAUAAUUGAUAAAGCAGUAGUCAAAUGUUAUUAAGAUUUUAAUUCUUAUAACUAAAUCAUUUUUUCUUGCCAGGUAGUUAAAUGCCAUAAAAUCUUGAGUAUUUUAGGCACUACAAAACAUGAUUAGGGAUAAGGUUUCCCCAAAAUAAUAGAUCAGACAAUGUUAUACCACACAACCGGAAAAUAGAUAUUGUCUAAAAGUAAUGCAAAUGUUUAUGCAUUUCUAGAAACACCUAAAGAUCUGGUUCAUUUGUAUAUGUUUUGGGUAGAUCCUGAAAACUCAGACAUUCUGUGACAAGUUCUCAUUACUAGAAGAAAUGUGUUCAUAAGCAUUUUUGGUGUAUUGAUCAACUCAAAGAAUUUUAUGUAGAUCUUUGAUUUGUACAUUUAUGUUUUGAUGAACUAGUUAAUAAAUUAUCAAAACUUAAA